Molecule: messenger RNA, 970 nt
Organism: Cuscuta campestris
Lineage: Eukaryota; Viridiplantae; Streptophyta; Magnoliopsida; Solanales; Convolvulaceae
Source: the annotation of a GenBank genome assembly
UUGGAAGAAUGAGGGAGAGAAGUACACACAAGGUAAAGAUAUCCUUUGGACCAAACUUCAAAAGGCCGCCCAUAAAAGUUUUUAAUUAGCUUAUGCUUGUCGUUCUUGUCUCCUUCCACAAGAAACCCCAAACCUUCCCUUGUCCCAUGCAGUGAGGUAAGGGAAGCAAUCAGCAGCAAUGGCGGAUGAUGAUGUGUCACCCGGAGGAGGAAUAGGAGGAGCUGGGAUCUACUCGCACCUACUUUUCGGGGAAGACGACGUCGUUGUGAGUCUUGGUGCAGAUUCAGACGGGCGCCUCAACUUCAGUCCGCCGUCGUCUUCCGGCUGCCGCCGGGACUCCCCUGCUUCCAAACUCGAUUUACCACCCAACAAGAAAAAGAGACAUGUCAAAAGUGAAGGCAAAGGUAGUUCAGCUCGUCAAAACAGGGGAAAAUCCAUGAAUAAUCCGCCGGGAAACAACUCCAAGAAGAAUGUCACUGCCCCUCCGGCGAAGGGAAAAAGGAGACAGAAGCUUGGCGACAGAAUUGCGGCACUGCAGCAACUCGUGUCGCCAUUUGGAAAGGGAGAUACGGUGUCAGUGCUGACUGAAGCGAAUUGUUACAUAAGAUCUCUUCAGGAUCAAGUUCAGGUUCUUUGCUCUCCCUAUCUGACUCCGCCGCCGUGUAUUACGGAGGAGGAGGAGGAUUGUGGCGGCGGAGAGAACAGGGGAGGGAGGAUGUUAAGGGGAAGGGGAUUAUGUCUUGUCCCCAUCGACAUCGCUUUGCCCGUAGUAUCUCAUUAUGACUUCAGCGGAGAUGUUAUUUUGUCACGCGCCGCCGUCCCCCGGACAGCCCGCCGCCGCGGCGCUCAACUGGAAUAAUCUGCUGCGGCUCACAUUUUGUUCAAUUUUGAUUCGAAUUCAGUGGACAGAUCCCACCUUUUCUGGACCAGACCGAAGACCCUUUUCUUUAAAUGAAUGAAUCCAGUCAUU